UCUCUCUCUACCUCCAUUUCCGCCAUUUUCGCAGGAUCAGCAGUUUCUUCUCUUCUCUUUGCAAAGAUUUGUUUUACAGACCUUCGAACUUGUGAGAUAUGGCGGAAGACGCAAGCAGAAACGCCUUUCUCGAUAUUCAAAGUCGGAUGAUUGAGGUUACAGGCAAGCUGAAGCAGGUCCAAAUCCAGACACGAAACAAAGAAAGUGAAAAGAAGCGUGCUUAUUUAACCUUGGAGGAGUUGCGACCAUUACCAGAGGAUACAAAUACAUACAAAUCAGUAGGAAGAACAUUCGUCUUAGAUCCUAAGUCAGUGCUGAUUGAGGAACAAGAGAAAAAGCUCAAGGACAGUGAAACGGCACUUGCAUCACUUCAGUCUUCGAAGGAGUAUUUGGAAAAACAGAUAAAGGAAGUGGAGAGCAACAUGAGGGAGCUUUUGCAGCAAGAUCCUGGUCUUGCUCAACAGAUAAUGUCCAUGUCAGUUUAGUAGUAAGUAAAUAAAGGGAGUAAUAAUAAUAAUACUCUUAUAGACUGUUUUCUUUCCUUUUUUUUUAUUCAACAUUAUUAUUAUUAUUGUUGUUUAAACCUCCCCUCAUAACUUCUUGAUGUACUUAGUUUCUUUAAUGGAUUUAGUUUUUCUUCUUUCUUAAAAAAUUAUGAUUCAUAA
Molecule: messenger RNA, 665 nt
Organism: Impatiens glandulifera
Lineage: Eukaryota; Viridiplantae; Streptophyta; Magnoliopsida; Ericales; Balsaminaceae
Product: prefoldin subunit 1
Exons: 6
Coding region: 99-485 (128 amino acids)
Biological process (GO): protein folding
Cellular component (GO): cytoplasm; prefoldin complex
Molecular function (GO): protein folding chaperone
Source: RefSeq, a predicted model, not a curated record